This is a messenger RNA of Pseudophryne corroboree (corroboree frog), 13114 nucleotides long. RefSeq names its product zinc finger and BTB domain containing 37 (gene ZBTB37). NCBI's taxonomy places the organism in Eukaryota, Metazoa, Chordata, Amphibia, Anura, Myobatrachidae. The record is from RefSeq and is a predicted model, not a curated record. Bases 286 to 1842 code for a protein of 518 amino acids. The transcript is spliced from 4 exons. Gene Ontology annotation, molecular function: protein binding; DNA-binding transcription factor activity, RNA polymerase II-specific; RNA polymerase II cis-regulatory region sequence-specific DNA binding. Gene Ontology annotation, biological process: regulation of transcription by RNA polymerase II.
AACUAAGCAGCAAAUCCCAGCAUGCCUUCUUCUAUCAGGGCUGCCAGGCUGGGACUUGUAGUUUCACAACUACUGCGGACCAUAUCCUUUGCCAUCCACAGACUGCACCCACUGCACUGGCAGACGUGUCCCCUACACCCUUCUAAAUCACUAGUCACUAUUGUGGUGGCUGUAGCCGCUGUACCCACAGCUCCCCACCCAAGAUGGCUGCGUCCGCCUGACGGACGCCAUGGCAUGGUGGGCAUCGUACACUUCCGGGGUUGAGUGCUUACGAGAGGGGCAGCCAUGGAGAAAGGAGGCAACUUCCAGCUGGAGAUUCCAGAGUACAGCAACUCUGUGCUGAGCCACCUCAACCAGCUGCGGAUGCAAGGCCGUCUGUGUGAUAUCGUGGUCAAUGUUCAGGGACAGUCGUUUCGGGCUCACAAAGUGGUGCUGGCUGCCAGCUCGCCCUAUUUUCGAGACCACAUGUCCCUAAACGAGAUGAGUGCGGUAUCUUUGUCAGUCAUAAAAAAUCCUGGGGUGUUCGAACAACUUCUGUCUUUCUGCUAUACAGGACGUAUCUGCCUGCAACUCGCAGACAUCAUAAGUUAUCUGACCGCUGCCAGCUUUUUACAGAUGCAGCACAUUAUUGACAAGUGCACGCAGAUUCUCGAGGGCAUCCAUUUAAAGAUCAGUUCACCGGAAUCAGAGGAAGAACUAAGUCAGAGUAGACCUAAACACCAAGAGAGGGUACAGGAUACCCACCGUGUCACCCAGAGUUUGACUCGUUCCUUGAGUCCACGACACAGCACUCCAAGGACCUCAGGGAAUCGCAGGGGUCAGGUAAGCACUGUACUAGACAUUAGAGAGCUGAGUCCUGCCGAAGAGUCCACCAGUCCUCAGAUGGUGGAGCAGGGGUCUGAUGUGGAGGGCAGGGAGCCCAUUCUUCGAAUCAACCGAGCAGGACAGUGGUAUGUGGAAACAGGAUCAGCAGACCGAGGGGAACGCAGUGAUGAUGAUGUCAGGGUGAUGGGGGGCCUUCGUAUCAAGACGGAGAACUUGGAUGAAUGGCUAGGGCCAGAGAACCAGCCCUCUGGAGAAGAUGGAAGCAGUGCAGAGGAAGUGACUGCCAUGGUGAUUGAUACAACAGGGCCAAGUGUUGCAGGACAGGAGAGCUAUAACUUGGGGUCUUCUGGCUCUAAAGUGUCCAGGCCAACAAGCAGUGAGAUAGACAGAUUUAGCCCAUCUGGCAGCGUGGGCACCAUGCCAGAGAGACACAGAGCGAAGAGCGAGUCCCCGCGGCGGCUGGAGGAUCCAAAGCAGCACGGCUCCCAGGGAGAUGAAGCGGGAACUAUUGGAGUGAGCGGUUACGUAGAAUACCUCCGCGAGCAAGAGGUGUCUGAGCGAUGGUUCCGCUAUAAUCCACGAUUGACCUGUAUUUACUGCGCCAAAUCUUUUAACCAGAAGGGCAGCCUGGAUCGGCACAUGCGGCUCCACAUGGGCAUCACUCCUUUUGUAUGUCGGAUGUGCGGUAAGAAAUACACCCGCAAGGAUCAGCUGGAGUACCAUAUUCGGAAGCACACAGGCAACAAGCCCUUCCACUGCCACGUGUGUGGGAAAAGCUUCCCCUUCCAGGCCAUCCUCAAUCAGCACUUUCGGAAGAAUCACCCUGGCUGUAUUCCUCUGGAAGGGCCUCACAGUAUUUCCCCUGAGACCACCACUGUUGUCACCUCCCGGGGUCCAGCAGGUGAAGAAUCUCCACCUCACGAGGAAGCUGGUGGAGUGACUCCUUCAGCAACGGCUGAGGUGACAUAUGGCGGGGAGUCUGCUCACGGCUCCGUGUCCACGACCGGACCGGACUGAGACACAAAAGAAUAUAUAUUACAGGAGGACACAGAGACUAGUUUCCUCCCCCCCCCUUACCUCAGCAAAACUUCAACAUUGUAUCCUUCCCUCCUGCUCCUCUCUCUUUCCCAGUUGAAGUCUCCUGAGAUUGGCUCCUGGGGCGUUUGUAGAAUGCAGAAUUUGGGAAGUUUGCGAAUUUCAUUGCCAAAAUCAGAAAGAGAAAAUUGUAUUCGCUUCCUCUGGGCUCCUUUUCUUCUAGACUUCAAAGAACUGUAAUUACCAUUCUAUGUCAAAGCAUCGACCGCUGUACGAAGGAAAAGAGCUAAUGGUUUUUUAAGUGAAUUUUCCCUUUUUCCAGUACAGUUAGUGACUAACGGAGAUUUUGGUGUACAUGUUGAAACUGAAUGUUUUGCAGUUACAUUGUAAGGUAUCUCUGGAGGUGUGUUGCACCUUUUGUUUAUUAAGCUUUCUUCUGAACUUUGCUUGGCAGGUGGCGUUUUUUGGUCCUGGCCUGCAUAGAAGUUUGAUGGUGCUGACUUAGGCAUGUUAGUAAGGUGCUUAAGACGCUUCUAUAGCAGAGUCAAAGACUCUUCCAUAUUAAAUAGUUUUAAAUCAAGCUCUAAAAUCUGGUCUUAGGUGGUGGAACGGCAAUAAUUUUACCCUUUGGAGAUCAUUUGCCCCUAACUCGUUGUACUUAGAAUGUUUAGGGGAUAUCUUUGGGCAGGGCUGAAUUUAUUUUUUAGGAGCCUAACUAUUGGUCCAUCAAGCCCCGCCCCAUGUACUAGCCACACCUCUUUCAUGUGAUCAUUCUGUAGCCUUGCCAGUGGUAUUUGAGAUGAAAAAAGUUUAAAUCUCUGUAAUUUGCAUUGCUUGGAUAAUCAUCCAAACACCCUGUUAAACCAACAUUUUCCCCACACUUGCUGAAAUAAAGGUUUGACAUGGAGGCUAAGCAGGUAGAGCUGGCUUUUAGCCUCUACUAGGCACACAACUGCAGUGUCCGUGGCUGAAUCCGUCUUUGGCUCGGGAGCUUUAAAAGUUACUUAUAAGAAACUUGAUCCCCAGUCAUUUUGCAAGCCGCCUGCUUCCAAACUCUCUCUAGGAGUUCUGCUUGCUAUAAAUUAGGAUGCACUAAGCUAAUUUCUUUAACACAAAGUGGAGGCUUUCCCAAAACUAUCUCCAAACAGCUCUAAUUUUUUUUAUUGUUAUUUAUAAGUGACCUAGCGAUAAUUAUCUCUCUUGCGCUUCAUUUUUACCUUCAUUUCUUCACAUUUGUGAACAAGGGAGAUCCGCAGAACACAGCCACAUUUCAGUGUACAUUAUCAGUGUCUUUCUUAUAUGCCAUAGACUCACGCAGAACUUGGAUAUGCGAGUCUCCCGGCAUGUAAGAGUUUUAUAACAGUAUUUCACGUAUUUAUUUGUAUUUUGUUACCAGCUACACAACUUUUUCAUAUUUGAAUGAGCAACAUUUUAUUUUAUACUGUUUUAAGUUGAGGUUUUUUUUGUUUUGUUUUUCUGAAAUAAUGAAAAUGCGAAGGGGGUUCCUGUUAUUAAGGAUUUUGUAGUAUACAGAAACCUACAGGGCCUCAUUUACUGUUGAACUUACGAAUAUUUCCAUACUGUGUAAAAUGCACAUGUGCACCAACGGCACAUCCGUAUAUAGAGUUUUGCGUAUUGCGCACUUGCACCCCCUUAUGUCUGGAUAGGCGGGCCAGGGUGAAUGGACUACAGUAAUGGCAUGUUCAUAUAAGAGCGACAUAACUAGACAGGACGCCUCACCAGAUACUGUUAGGAGGCGUAUCUUUUGCAGGUACCGGAGGGCUGGUGCACAGGAGCGUUCAUCAUGAUGAUCCACGGCACUGCCGCUUCUGAUUGGCUGCUUGUGUGUUGGCCUCCCCGCUGAUAGUGCUUAAUUCAUUAGCGUUGCGGCUAUUUUAUAUCAAGUUACAUUUCAUCAAAGAAGAAUGCCAAUGAAUUUUUUUUAAUAGGUAAACAACGGAGGUAGAUCUUUUUGUAUUUUUUACGGGGGGAAAAUACAGCUUUUUAAUUUUUUAGUAACGGUCAAUGCAUUAUUCUCUCUUGUGACUCAUAACAUUGUAUUGUGUACAAAUAGGGUAAUGUGGCUUUAACAUUUACUGUUAAUACUGUCAAGCUGUAUCUCUGUUAGGCGUCGGUAUACACACUCGUACGCCUAGCGUAAAUACUACUGUUUCUGAGUUGUGCGAAUCGUGAGAGGUGCCAGACCCUUGCCUACACCUGCGUCUUAUGCUGCCUCCAUCUCCAGAUGAGGCCCACAACGUCUGUACUGUGACAGAUCUUAGCCAUCCGAAUUGGUUUGGCAUUCCCUGACCCGGUGUUUCCAAACAACGGCUUCCUUUAGCUAUAUCAGAUUAGUGCACACGUAUCACUUUGUUUUAUUUUUAAUACAUUGAGUAAAUUUGUGUAUAUAGACUUUCCCCAUUUACUUUGAUUGUAUUCAGUAUUUUUGCUUUUAAUUACGCAGUUGGUGACCACUUUUUUUUUUUUCUUUGUGCCUGACUGUUGCUGCCGUCUCAUAAUAACUGGUGCAGCUCAUUAGGUGGCUGUGUCAGCUGUAUGUAGAUGGUUAGGGGCACUAUGAGGUGUGUGAGUACAUAGGAAGCAACAUGUCCUUGGCUGUAGGUUUCCUUGACUUUCCUUUUUAUGGUCAGAGGUGAAUUGCUUUAUCUGUCUCUUCUUGUUAUUUCUGUUGUUUGAAGCUAUAGCAAAACGAAAGUGCAGAUAGUGUUGCUUUACCUUCCUUGACGUAUAUGUGUGGAUUGGAAGUAUGCAUAAAAGACCCUAGACAGUAAAACUCAGGGUUAUUAACUCCACUUACCACGUACCUCUCAGUCCUAGAUGCAUAGAACCCAUAUGCUGCAUUGCAUAUGUAAGAUAUAAGCUCUCUUGGUAGAAUACGAUUAAUGGUCUUUCCUCUAGGGAACACUUUACAUUGCAUAUCUUCACAUUGCGGAUUGUGGGGAAGUGAGUGUUUAGCUGUAGGGGUUAUUAAAUGGACUGCACUGGACAACCGUGACGGCUCCAUGUUACAGAUGGAGCCUCGCUCAUCUAGGAUUCUCUGCUGCACCUAGGUGCACCAAGGCUGAUUAGCAUAAGAAUUUCAUCUAUUGUUAUCAACUGCAAUACAAUACAGAGAGAACAAUGCUGCAGGGGAUUAAGUCCGACAGCACUGGCUCAAUUAAUCCUAUUACAGGGAUAGAUGAAGAUGGCUCCAUCUGUAUGGGAUCUGAAUAGUCCCAAUAUUAUAAUCGAAGUAUCAGGGAGCGUACGGUACUUUACUCUUGUCCAAUGGGAAGUUACAAUCGUUUUUUUGUUUCUAAGUAUAUUUUAACAAUUAUGUUCUUUAAUGAUGUGGAAAGAAACCUUUUGUAAAGAUUUGUAAUCUAGCACUUUAACUACAAACUGGCCUUAUUCCUUAAGGCAAUAAAGCGCCUCAGAAGACCACAUGUAGAUUCUCAGAUACAGGUGCUAGUAGACUGCAGUAAUGUAAAGUGAUCAUUGCAAUAAUAUGGACGUCUGCUAUCAGCUGUACAAGUCCUAUUACAUCAUAAUUCCAACAAAGAAUAGAUUCCUGAUUGACAGUCUGAAUUGUAUAAGGAAAAUCGUUGCAUAUUUAGCAGAUUGAUACAAAAAACAAUUCCAGCACAAGAUGAAACUCCUUGUGGAACAGUACAUUUAGCCUAGCUCUAGUUUUCUUCAGUUUGGGGUGGCUUAAGAAAUCUCCAGCUCCUGAAGUUUGUGCUUUGUUUUCUCCAUUGCAUUGCAGAACAGUUCAGACCCUACAGGGUAUGGCUGGCCGGGAGACUUGUUAGCAUUAGAUUGUAACCGGCUAAAGAUGGCAACCAAUUCUUGGAUUCUAUACAUGGAAGCCCUCUGCAGCUGUGUACAUCCUGCUGCCAAGUCCCACAGCCGAUCGUGACACUGUGGUGCAGCCAGUGGUUUCAACCCCUGUAAGGGAUCAUAUAUGUUGGCAUUUUAUCAGUCAAUGCGGCUACUAUAGGGUUAAUUUGUUCAAUAUUACAACACAUGUGGACAAAACAAAUAUCCCAGGAAGAUGAAGAUCUGAUUGGAAGCGUUUAGCUGUCCAUUAAUCCUGUCCGGGCAGUGCUUGUGCUCUGUGGGCCUUGGAUCUUUUUUUAUGUGGACACAUUUGGCCAAUUUGGGCCUCUGAUCUCUGCACUUGGUUCAAGCAGCUGCCUCUGCUCGUGUAAGGGCAUCGCUAGAUUACAUAGGGCUCUUGAUUGCAUUGUGGCUUGCUGUUAAUUGCUUUUCCCAUAACUUAUCUAUGCUGACUAACAAAGGGAAACUGUUACACACUCCAUCCAUAUUAACUUUAUUUUAUUUAUUCUGUAGUUUUCAGACACAUCAGUCCCCUACUGUUUAUAAUAAUGUCUUUGUAUUGUGCAAGUGUCAAGUACAUGUUCAAUGCAACAUACAGGUACACUCCAGCUAAAGGCCAAAUCCUGUAUCUUCAGACUCUUCUCUUAGGUAUUGUGCUGCGCCGGUUAUUUAGUGUUUUGGGGAAAAAACAAAAACAUAAUUCAUUUUUUAUUUCUCCCACCAUUGAUGAGUCUAUUCUUUUACAUAACGUCUUUACAUUGCUGUCGAUUCAAUUCUCUGCUCCCGGUGCUAUUCAAUACAGCGCCAAGUGACACUCAAUUGUCUGGAAUUCUUCUCUCAACUCUGGGGGAUGCGAGAGGAAAUCUGACAAAAGUGCUGCCGCGAGGCUGAUUCUGUCGGGAAUCAGCAUCGCGGCGGGGAGUUAAGUCUGAGAAUGCCCGUUCUCGCGACAAAUCAACCUGUUAUGUCCGGGAGAAUGGGCAUUCGCCGACUUAACUUGAGCUGAAUUGAAUAGCGACUGGAGCUAAUUCCCAGCACUAUUCAACUGUCGGAGAAUUGAAUCGACCCAAUUGUGAUGCUAGUUCCGAGGGCUCCUGACACCUACCAGCAAACCUCAGGUUGUGUGUUUGCGACUCCAGACUGCACUAUAAUGAAUUUGUGCGCAAAACCACCAUUUGAUUAACUUCCUUUUGUCCUUGAAGAUGAGAUUUUUGACCCUGAAUUGAACACAUCAGCUGUAGAAUCCAAUGAUCACAAUUUCUAUUUAAUAUUACUAAUUUAUUUUUAGGAGUAAUUCGUCAUUAAUUUUUUUUCAUAUGGCAUAGGAGGGACCUUACAAAUUGCCUGGUUGAAAUAUGAGUGAUUCAAAAGAACCUCCAUUAAAGGCAAUGUGCUUAUAUAAAAUGUAGGGGAGGCAUUUAUUAUCUGCACACCAAACUUCCUGCCUCUAAUACGGUCUUUAUUUUAAGAAGACUCCUGGCUCAAUCAUGUGUAUGUCCUGGGUAAAAAUACAUGAAAACUAAAGUGCACUUUAGGGAUGGCUUUUUAAGACAUUUUUACUGUUUUACUUUUCUUGUGCUGAUAGUGCUCAGUAAUGUAUUAAACAUAUUAGAUUGGAAUGGCGGGUACAUGCCCAUAUAAGACCAGUCAUACUGUUUUUAAUUCAUGUUGGCAUAUGAAAAGGGGCAUUUACCAGGUAGCUCUGAACGAGCCCCCACUUUCCAAAUUAUGUUGAAUAUUUACCCCACUGAUUUAACUUUGCAAUAAGGCUUGCAGGGGUAUGCAGUCACACCAGAAUAUAAACGGUUAUGUUGUCAAUAUGGUUAAAAUGUUGAUAUUAGGAUUAGAGGUUAGCGUUAGAGUUGCAUUAUAAAUGAAUUGUUGACAUUGUGACUAUGGGCCUAAUUCAGAUGUGGUUGGAGUGUCCAUCGCUGCAGCGGCGAUGCACAGCAAUGGUAAUGCAGCAGAAGUCUUCUGGUAGGCCUCUGAUCGCUUACAACCCCAUUGGAUGGCUGCGUUACCCACAAGGUCGCCGACUGCUGCCGUCGCCGACCUGACUACACCCCCAAACAGCUGCAGACUGUCAGUCAACUGACCAGAACCCAUACUGCACAUGUGCAAAGUACCAAACAUCGAUACUUUGUGACAUAUGCCCUAACAGUAUCGGGAUCUGAAUCAGGCACAAUGUCAACAUUUCAUCAUGUCGACACACUGAACAUGUUGACAUAGUUUACUAAACUUGUUCAUGGCAGUCGCAUUGAACUCCAUUUCCGACGAGGCACUCAGCUAGGUCAGAUAUUAAGGACAUUGGGGUCGAUUCAAUUCUCCGACAGUUGAAUAGCGCCAGGAAUUAGCUCCCGUCGCUAUUCAAUUCAGCUCAUGUUAAGUCGGCGAAUGCCCGUUCUCCCGGACUUAACAGGUUGAUUUGUCAGGAGAACGGGCAUUCUCCAACUUAACUCCCAGGCACAAUGCUGAUUCCCGACGGAAUUAGCCUUGCAUCGGCCGCACGGCAACGCUUUUGUCGGAUUUCCUCUCUAUCCCCCGGGGAUGAGAGAAGAAUUCCUGACAAUUGAGUGUCACUUGGCGCUGUAUUGAAUAGCACCGGGAGCUAAUUCCCGGCGCUAUUCAACUGUUGGAGAAUUGAAUUGACCCCAUUGAAAGCAUGACAUAUACGUAUAUAUCACCUGUACUAGAACAGCAGCUUUGUCUGUUAUUUUCCAUUUCUUUUUGUUGUCGCCAGUGCUAUUAAAUAGGACAGUUAGAGAUUCCAGACUCUUAAAGGAUGUCAAUGUCUGCAGCAGCAUUAAAUGCCACAUUUACGGGGACAUGUACUAAGCAGUGUGAUAAAAGUGGUGAAGUUGCCCAUGGCAACCAAUCAGCUGCUCUGUAUACUUUUAUAGUAUGCAAAUUAUAAAUGUUACGUCAAUGCUGAUUGGUUGCCAUGGGCAACUUCUCCACUGGCUCACUUCUCCACUUAUAUCACUGCUUAGUACAUCUCCCCCUUAGUUUUUAAAAGUUUAUCUGUCACCCCCCUAUAGCAGAGGCAGACAUCUGGGUGACUGGACAGUUAGCUGUAACUUUUCAUGCUAAUACCCCACAAGAUAUUAAGGUGGGAAAAUCUUGCUUGUUUUGGCCUAUGUCUCAUAAAUGGUGCAAAGCAAAAACUAAUCUGGCUUUCCUAAAGUAAAUGUAGAAGCUGCCCACUGCUUUGGAACCUUGUGACUAAUUGGGGGUGAUUCAAAUGUUGUUCUCCACAGCUUCCUCUAGGGGGGAGCAAAACUGAGCAAUUCAAUUGUUGGUUCAUUGAGAUGCCUGUUAGCCGCGGGGUUGGCGUUUCUUCUCGCAGCCGUGAAAUAUAUGCAACGUCCGUGGUUUAGCCUUUAGACAGGAUUAGCUACUAUUCGUGGCUAAACCCCGUCUAUUUGGGCGCAAUUAGUGCGAUAAUAAUUGCUACUCCAGAUCACCCGUCACUUUAGACGGGAGUUCGAACAUGCAAAAACAGUUGAAUCUCCCCCAUUCAAUUUAAUCUGCCCACCGCUUUGGAACCUUGUGACUAAUUGAAUUUCCCCCAUGGACUAAACUAAUGUUCUACUGAAUGGAUAAAAUCAUUUUUCUAAGUCGAUGCAGUCCACAAAUUAGCUGCCAUGACUGAAAGGGGACACGUCACCAUACUCCUAUAAUGGUCACUCCUGCAUAAUUUGCAGACGCUCAUGCAACCGUCCCUGUAUUACAGAUAUUGUGAGAUACCAGUGAUCACGAUAGAUCGGGCGAAAUUGCUAUGUUCCUGUGCUAUUUACAAUGGAUGACAGGACACAGUAAUAUAAUUACACUGGCCAAAACUGCAGUAACCUGACCAAUCACAUGGGAGCUGUUGUACAAACCUAAAGCAACCCUAAGGCAAUGUUAUUGUCUAUAUUCUGAUUUUAUUUUGCUUUUACUUCUAGUCUGUUAUCAUGAUGUCAACGUUUAUAUUUUAUUGAAUUACUGACUAGUAUACUGUAAUUACAAAGCAUUACAGAUAACACGUUCUCUUGUGUUAUCAGAGGUGGGUUUAUAAGACCGGAACCAUGAUGAGAUUUUAGUGACUUGAUUACACAUUGACAUGUAAUGGCGACAUAUAUAUGAGUGUAGAGAUUGAACAUUGAUAAAUGCUGUAUCUACUACUGCCUGUCCCUUCCUGUUACAUGGAACAUACCUCCGCACAUCAACGGUUUACAGGUAGUUUUAUAUAGAGUAAGGACACCUAUUGUAAUUAUACUUCAUCCAGAUAUGUGUGAGUUCAGACCGUUGUGAAAUAGGAGGGACAAGUAACCGGAUCAAUGGGAUGGUCACAGCAGCACGGUGUAUUUCAGGAGAGUAGCAUGCUGAUAUUGUGGGUGGCAGUGAGCUGUGCAUUCACUUGAUUGUGUAAGUGAAGAAAAUCCUUUGCCUGACAAGGGGCAGUGGUGUGACACGUGAGGGUAGCGUGAAGAGCUAUAUCUAAAAGUGACUUUAAAAAAAAAAAUUCAUUUCACGUACACUUAAAAUUGCUGGUCAGGAUUAGGCAUCUGCGGCCAUCCACCUAAAAGUAGAGUUGUAGGCUGCAUACUUCUGUUGUAGACCAUGUCUCCGCUAACCAAAGUCCCAGCGUUGUCAUGUUGGAUGCAGAAUGUGCAGAGGCUCCUGCCGGCUUGCUCCAUAUGACAUCUGUGGAGACCAGCUUCUGCAAUCAUUAUGGGACUGUGGGCUUUUUUUCUUUUUGUUUUAUUUUUAAGCUACAGUGAAGGGGGGGGAAAAGUGCAGAUUGUUCGAAAUUUUCGGGGUGUCUUCUAGCUCAUUUAUAAAAAUGUGUAGCAUUCGAGUAUGUGAAUUUAGCCACUGUGACCGUCUUAAUAGUCCAGAUACAUUUCUUUGCUAGAGUGGAAGGGAACUCCACUCCUUCAGCCAGAAUACACUGGAUACAGUUCCUGUUUUACCUCUCACUGUUGCAUAAGUAUUAGUUCUGCUUUAAGUAUUUUCUAGUCCACACUGAGUUACGUUGCCUUUGUGUGACAAAAUAAGUGAGCUACAAGACAUAGACACCUCCCCAGCCCACAGUUAUUUCCUGCACUCUGAAAGCGGUUUUCCAGUGGAUUGCUUAAGGGGUUUGUGCACACAAGCAUUAUGUAAAUCUGUCUGAUGGUUCCAGUUUUAACCAGUAAACCAGGAACGACGUGGGCUUACUGAGGGAUCAUUGAUCCCUAUGGAGAGAGCUGGGUGCAGUACACACUGCUGUCCUACCAAAGCAGAUGACAGAGUGGAGGUGGGGGGAGUUUUUACUUUCCUGUCCUUCUUUCGUCAUCUCACCUGCUAAGACUGUUGUGUGUUUCGCACUGCUGUCACACAGAGGAGUGUUGAGACGGACUUGGAUAAGUCAUGUGGACUUAACCUUGGGUGCAUAGUGAAUAGACAUGAAUAGACACCUGAUAUGGCACCACAGUCAUUGUUAUGCCUAUAUUAAACUUUCUGCUUUAGAUUUAUUUUUCUCUGCGUUUAAAAAAUUUUUUUAUUUGAGCUAAAUGGGUUGAAAAAUCUGUCCUUUAAAUUUUCCAUUCGUGUGAUCACUAGUGAAUCAAAUAUGGCCCUGCUAAUAUGUGUUUUUAUUUAUACAUUCUAUUAAUCGUACAGCUUUUACUUACACUACAAGCAUCCUCUCUUUCUGGAGACAGGCAGUGUCGCCAACAGGUGCUUAUCUGAUUGGCUGCUUAGAUGCCUACGUAGUGAUUGGGGGAUGACACGAUCAUGCUAGUGCCACGUAAAUGGGGUUUUAUAUGCAAUAUUUUAAAAGUACCUGUUUUACGUUUUGUUUUUUUCAUUACUCCUACAGUGAAAAAACAUGAGCAAACGUAUCUAACUACAGGGGUCAAUUUACUAAAGCUUCUAAAAAUGAAAAGUGGUGAUGUUGCCCAUAGCGACCAAUCAGUUUCUGUCUGUCAUUUCUCUAUUGCAUCCUAGAAAAUGAUAGACCGAAUCUGAUUGGUUGCUAUGAGCAACCUCACCACUUUUAAUUUUUAGAAGCUUUAGUAAAUUGACCCCAUAGUCUACCUGUGCCUACCCAGUGAUAGCAGCCAAUGUAUAGGCUAAAGGAGUAUUUUGAUUAUUCCCUAGGAACAAAGCACAUUACCGCGGUAUUAGGCUGCCUGGGUCUCAGUGAUGUCACUAGUUCCUAGUGAAGGGAUAGGCUGCAUUCUCCACUGCAAAUACGUGAAUGGUAAACUUAUUGCAAGGGAAAUCUAUUACAGACUGUUUAUCACAUUUGGGCAGAAAUUCAGUUAAGUUGGUAUAUUUAGCAAUUUGCAGAAAAUACUAAACUUCCAUUACUUUUUGGAGUCCCCCCCCCCCCAUUUUUUUGUAGAUUUAGAGUACGAUUUACCUCUAUACGUAUCUGGACAAAAUGAAUCUCUAGAAGUACAGAAUUAAUAUCCAAAAAAUGUACUUUGUUGUCUCUUGACCAGUAGGACUCUGCUAAACGGCCUAUUGGGCAAAAUGCCAGAGUCUGUGCCUAGGGCCCCUUUAACCAGUAUUUGGGUUUGGUGGGGGUAACGUUGCCUAUUCUCACCAAAGUAAUGACAAACCCAUAAUAAGUAAUAAAUGCUGGGCUUACUAAGUGUAUUGUGAUGGUGGGCAGAUGGGGAAGAAGUAGGACUCUCCCCUGCAGCCAGCCAUGCACUGUCUCUCUUUUGUGGUGGCCCUACUACUUUGGCAGCCAAAUUGCUGCAGGGGACCCCAAUCGCAGUCAUUAGUCUGGUAAAGAAGGGGGUGAAUUAGUUGCUUUUAGAAAGCCUACAAGGUGGAAUAGCCAUUCUAAAAAUAAUAUUGUUCACGUGGAAUUCCUUCUAAAUCACACUGAUCUGUUGUAAUGAUGACCCAUAUUGGCUGCGUCACCAAAUCCAAGGGUUCUCUGAUGUAUUGGUGAAAAGCUUUGGUUGCCUAUUUUGACAUUGCAUGCUAAGGAAAAUUCCAUGAAAUGAGAAUAAGUUACUGAGUACAUCAUUUCUUGCAGCAUUAAGACUACUCAAGUGAAACCCUCCAUAUUUUGUUUGCCUGACUGAUGCUUUUGUGUUUGAGUAAUGAGUAUGUUUUGUAAGAACCAUACAUCCAUUUAUCACAUAUUUAUAAUGAACACGUUUUUUAUCGGACUCCUAAAUUCUUAUACAACUGUGAAAUGUAUGCUUUCUUGUAACCAUGACUGAAACAGAAUAACUCCACACAUCAGGACACCGGUCUCGUUUAAAGGGGGAGAUGUCUUUUGAUAAUCAAGUCCGUGUGGAGUAGGCAAAGACUGUAUUUUCGCUAUCCCUAUUGGAUUACUUUGGAGCUUUGUAUCCAGGCGUCUCACAAGGGGUUUUAAAUUGGCACAAGAAAAUUAAUAAAAGAUAUAUGUGAGUGCAAGGUC